AUGAUUUUGAAGAAUUUGAAAACUUUUUAUAAAAAUUUAACAUCAAUUUCCAACGAUGAUUCAAUAAAUAACUUGGCGAUUUUUUUUAAAGAGAAUAAAGGAAAAUUAUCAAUAUUAAGUGGUGCAGGAAUUAGUACAGCUUCUGGAAUACCUGAUUAUCGUGGAAUAAAUGGAGUUUAUAAAACAAAUAAAAGUUACAAGUCAAUAUUAUAUAAUGAAUUUGUUUCACAUCAUCAUAUUCGACAACGUUAUUGGGCUAGGUCAUUUUUUGGAUGGAAAAAUAUAUAUUCAGCAAAACCAAAUGAAACGCAUUUUGCAAUUAAAGAAUUGCAAUCGCUUGGAUAUAUUCAAGAUGUUAUUACACAAAACGUAGAUGGGCUUCUUCAAGCUGCAGGAACUCAAAAUGUUUUAGAAUUACAUGGAACAUUACAUGAGUGGGUAGAAUUUUCCAAAAUUUUGGAAAUGUCCAAGGCCAAUCCUAAAACAAACCCUGAUGGUGAUAUUGAAUUACCUUCAAACAUUACCUAUGAAAAUUUUAAUUAUCCAUCAUGCGAACAAUGUGAAUCAGGACUUUAUAAACCUUCAGUGGUGUUCUUUGGUGAAAAUAUUAGGCCUGAAGUUAGAAAAAAGUCAACCGAAAUCAUUUUAAGGAACAAAAUAUUAAUGGUUGUUGGAUCGACGCUUACUACGUAUUCAGCAUAUAGACUUGUGUUUUUGGCAAAAGAAUUAGGAAGUCAUGUUAUUAUCCUUAAUUUAGGAAAGACACGAGGUGAUGAUUUAGCUCGUUUAAAAAUUGAACGAUCAAGUGAAGAAAUAUUAUCUGUUCUUACAAACCGUCUAAACAUACAACAAAAUUUAUAA
Messenger RNA from Entrophospora candida, 861 nucleotides. The record is from the annotation of a GenBank genome assembly. NCBI's taxonomy places the organism in Eukaryota, Fungi, Glomeromycota, Glomeromycetes, Entrophosporales, Entrophosporaceae.